AUGACUACUCCUGAGAAUGCAUAUCGGGAAAUCGCGAGAGUGUUCUCUUCCAGAGGAAACCAGGUCUUGGAGAUUGAGAUGAUCUCCUCGGCUCUGGGGACCCCCUUUUUGCAAGAUGGAUUGUUCAUUGGAAUUAGCAAGAAAAUGCUAAUAGUCGCCUAUACAGUUGCACGAAAACUAUUCCAGCGCCUAAUGUCAAGGUCUGGAAAUGACUUCUGUGACUACGAAACAGAGGACUCUGGGGUAUCAGAUCGAGUGAUUACAGAGAUCAUGCUGCUCUUUGACUGUGAGCACUUAACGGCAUGUAACUGGCGCAAACAUCGGCUGCUGGCGGCCGUUACACUGUGCGUUAAGAAUAAGGAUCAGACAGCCUCGACGAGGCGGGCGUUGGAGACGGAGCUGACGCUCUUGACCACCUAUCAAUGUUCACCAUUACACCGACAUACAAAAUCUCCGACAUUGUGGUCCCAUCGACUGUGGGUUUUGAGCCAGAUGUUUCAGAUUCAGCCUUGGAGUUCAGAGGCGCUAAUGGAACUGGGACGUGCCGAGCUUGAUGGGGUUCUCCGCGCUGCGGAAUUACAUCCUAAGAACUACUAUGCCUUCGGCUAUAUGCGGCAGCUUCAUGCUCUUCUCGUGGAUACGGCAGAAGUCGCAGAUCGCGCGAAUUGGUCUGUUCAUCUGGCUAGGCCUUUGCUGGACCCAGUUCUUGACUGGUGUCUUGCUCAUCCGCGGGAUAUAUCAGCCUGGAUCUUUGGGAAAUAUUUGCUCGCUUUUGUUCCAGAAAAACAGGUCCGAAAGGACACUGUUGCGCGGGUGGUUUGUUUUGCGCGGGAUAUUGGCUGGGAAGGGGAGAGUUUGUGGACUUUCGUUGACCAAUCCAUUCGCCAGUUUGAUUUGGAGAGUGUACUCGAUGAGGUUCUCCCGUUUGAUGCGCCCGUAGAACAGACUCCCAAAGCGUCAUGGCUGAGUCGACUGAACAGAGCACAAGCGUAUUGGGCCGUGUAUCGGAAUACAACAAUAGAAAAAUAA
Messenger RNA from Penicillium longicatenatum, 1029 nucleotides. RefSeq lists its product as uncharacterized. The transcript has a single exon. The coding region runs from base 1 to 1029 and encodes 342 amino acids. Gene Ontology annotation, cellular component: cytoplasm. Gene Ontology annotation, biological process: protein prenylation. Lineage: Eukaryota; Fungi; Ascomycota; Eurotiomycetes; Eurotiales; Aspergillaceae. The record is from RefSeq and is a predicted model, not a curated record. Gene Ontology annotation, molecular function: protein prenyltransferase activity.